Messenger RNA from Aspergillus mulundensis, 768 nucleotides. RefSeq lists its product as uncharacterized. The record is from RefSeq and is a predicted model, not a curated record. NCBI's taxonomy places the organism in Eukaryota, Fungi, Ascomycota, Eurotiomycetes, Eurotiales, Aspergillaceae. The coding region runs from base 1 to 768 and encodes 255 amino acids. The transcript has 4 exons.
AUGGCCAUGUUCUUCGUUCCUUGUCUUCUUGCCAUCAUCAUGGCCACGACCUCGUUCGCCUGCAUCGAGCCCAAGGGAACAGUCCGCUGCCACUUUUUGCUCAAUUGCAAUGACGAUCUCAUCCCGAACAGUAUCAAAUGCGGCCUCGCUCUCCACGACGUCAAUCGACAGCAAGACAACCCCACCGCGCAAGAAUCCCUCGUCUUCGUGCCCAUCGAACUAGACCGCUCCGCGAUCGACGCCAUAUCCUCCUGCAACGCCCUUCCCCUGGAACCACUGCCCACACCUAGCGCGACCGGCGCCCGACCUUAUCCAAACGUCUACACCGGCCCUCAGUCUCAGCCUCAGCCUCAACCUCACCGUGGCCCUACCCGCAGCCCAAACAAGAGAGAUACCCGUCCAUCCGCACGAGAUUCCAAGCCCAAGGCCAAGUUCCAGUCCCAGGACGAAGUGGAAAAAAUACCUCCUCACGUAAAGGGUCUCGCCACCCUUCUCAUCUGCUCUCAACUUAUUCUCUGCGUGCUGGCCCUUCUGCUUCUUCUUUACAUCGCCCGGCAGGAGUAUGUCUUCUUUUCUGCCAGAGCGGCCGCUCAUAUCAUCACCCGCGAGUUGGUUUUCUACGACGACGAGGAGGAGGAGAAGGAGGAAGAGAACAGAGAGCAUCAAGACAAUGGGAUCCUCAUCGCUGUCCCCGCAGACGUCCUCCCCUCCGCAACCGACGCCGACGCCGACGCCCUGCCCUCCUCACCCGCCGUAUCCACAAGAUGA